AUGUCCUCAGAGGAGGGAUCACUUGCCGUGCCUUUGCGACGCAGCAGUCGAGAGAAGGUCCCCAGCAGCGAUGGUCAGGCCUCCCGCGAGUGGCUGGAGGAAGAUCGCGCCAGCCGUGGUGGCGGCAGCCGAGGAGGUCGCGGUACUCGCGGUACUCGCGGUGGUGGCGGUACUCGCGGUACUCGCGGUGGUGGCAGUACUCGCGGUACUCGCGGUGGUGGCGGUACUCGCGGUACUCGUGGUACUCGCGGUACUCGCGGUACUCGCGGUACUCGCGGUACUCGCGGUACUCGUGCCACUCGCAGUAGCCCAGGAAUCGAGGAGGCCAGCCAACCUCCACCCUCCGCUACGUCCAGCGUUGCGACGCACACGUCUACUACAAGCUCGCCAUCAGCGGCAAGUGUCGAUCCUGCGCAUGGCGAACAGGUCGGUAUCACCGCCAGCGGACCCAUCACGCUCGGUCCUACUGCUGUAUCAUGGGAGGGGUACGACUCGGACCUGAUGGGCUGGGUGGCCAGCACGGACAUGUCCCGCUCGUCGUCGCCAGUGCCGGCGGCCAACGACUCGGUCGAUGAGGCCGCUGGUGGCUUUCGCGAGACCUCUGCUGCCUCCGCGCCGCCCCAGUUCUUCCCGGACAACGCGGAACGUCAAGCUCAUCGCUUGACUAACGCAAGUCACACGGGGAGGAACCCAUCGAGCGCCAAUGACUCUGAAACUACAUCCGCCCUCGUCGCUCCUGCGCCCACCGUCUUCAUGAUCACCAUCGUUCAUCCGCCUCUGGCCCCCCGGGUGUUCGAGAUCCCUUGCCCGCACGCUUCGGCGCCAAGUCUGCGGAUGGCUUUGGUCGUUGCUACGGAGAGCGAUUCUGCGCUACGGGAUGCGAUAGCCUCACUUCAGCCGUUGACGGAGUUCAUAGUCAUGAAUCUGACGAACCACACACCUGGUACUCCAACAUCGCCUCCCUAUCGCCCACCGACACCUACUCUCGCCGCCUUGUUCGACAUUUCGAACCGUCAUGUGGGAUCGGCACUCCAGCCGCUGGAACUGUCUCACACCCGUCUUGACCUUGCGCUGGCACGCGCGAUGGUGUUCCCAAUCCAAAUCGUGCACGUUGACCUGGAGCAGCCGUCAGCAGUGUCUUCAACGCCCGACUUGAUGGCGCUUCCUCCCAUUUCGCCUUCUCCACCGUCGGACUGCGGCGCCUCACCUGUUGCUGACAGUAGCCUGCCCGAUCCCGCUUCGCUGCGCGAACUCCGCCUCCGCGAUAUCCUACGCCGCCGGUCUUCGGCUAUGGAGCUAUUCCCAGCACCGGAAGCCACCGCGGACGCAUCUGCACCCCCAACAAACUCAGACCGCUCAGACGUUGGUUGGGCGAGCACCUACUCUGCAGGCCACCCAUCGCCGCUGUCCAUGCCGGGCGAGCCUAAUCCCCCUGUGCAACUGAGCGAGACUACACCUAUGAUCCCGGCAACCGCCUCGCCGUCACCGUCAGGCGAAUCUGACGCUCAUGCGUAUCCGAGGGAGACCGCUCCUACGAUCACGGAGGCACGGUCGCCGUCGCCGCCAGGCGAAUCCAACUCCCAUGCGCAUCUGAGCGCAACCGCACCGACGAUCACGGCGGCUGCCUCGCCGUCGUCAGCCUUGGCGAUGGCCGGCAGCGUGGCCUUUCAGUACGCAACACCUCAUGCGGGCGUUGCUGCGACUUCGUCGACAGGCAACAGCGGUGUUGCCAUCUCAGAGCAAGUGCAGGUUUACCUGGGUGGGCGGUUCACCGCGGAUCGUGAGCGGCACCAGCGGUGGACGAAAGCCAGGUACGGUACGCUAUACAUAGCUUUGCUCGACCUUCGCUCGGUCGACAAAGUGUGUAACGCACUAGGCAUCUCUACUCAGCGCCACUCCAAGCGGUCAACAUCCGUCUUCUUGCCGUCGGGGGAAGUCACGGUGACGGAGGGCGACAUAGCAAAGUUUUUCGGUAUCCAGCUCGGUACCCUGCGCAACUAUCGCACCAAGGCCAAUUUGAUGAAGAACACGCUGCAGCAGCUCUCGAACGCGCAAGCCCUUCCGUCUUCCUCCCCGGCAUAUGCGUAUGCCACCACCCAAAGCACCUUGGUGGACUGCCUGCGCGCGGCGCUGAAUGAUGAAGAUGUCCUGCUUCCAACCACCCAUUCGCACUAUAACACCCCUGAGAACUCUGUGGCCGCCCGGACGGUGGCCGAUUGGUCCCUGGCGGUGGUGGAGAAGGAGUGCUCGCGCGUGCAAGAGCACUUGGGCAGGUUGUCCGCACGGACGGCGGUCGACGAUGGGGGUACAUUGGGAGUGGUGUAA
Messenger RNA from Schizophyllum commune H4-8, 2325 nucleotides. RefSeq lists its product as uncharacterized. Lineage: Eukaryota; Fungi; Basidiomycota; Agaricomycetes; Agaricales; Schizophyllaceae. The transcript is spliced from 3 exons. The record is from RefSeq and is a predicted model, not a curated record. The coding region runs from base 1 to 2325 and encodes 774 amino acids.